Messenger RNA from Drosophila serrata, 1924 nucleotides. RefSeq names its product forked end (gene fend). The record is from RefSeq and is a predicted model, not a curated record. Lineage: Eukaryota; Metazoa; Arthropoda; Insecta; Diptera; Drosophilidae.
AAACACUCGCUCGCGUAGUUCGUUUGUCGGAGCAGCAGGACGCUGGUUGUUGUUCAUUCGAGACAUCGUCGUAUAUAUACUUAUAUGCUCUGGCAUAUUGCUCGAUUUAUAACGAACAUACAUUAUUUUCUUUCCGUGGACCUCUUGUCUCGUGUUCGCGUCGUCGUCAGCCGCGGAGUGUUUGUUAUUGCUGUUGUCUGUUUGUUUGUGUGCUUUCCUCCUCCUUUUUCGGUGUGCUUUUCGGUGUAGUCUUUCGUAUUUAUCGCUGCGCUACAGUUACACAUACUUUUUUUUUCACGUGUGUGCUCUUAGUUGGUGUGCCCCGAAUAACAAAGUCAAACAAGGCGCGCUUGGGGGCUGGGGCCACGCCUCUUUGUCAAAACGCCUCCUUAACCCGACGACAACAACACGGCAGCAGCAAAGAAAAAAAAAAACAAAUAAAACAAAUUGAAGAGAACAACACGCAGGAGAACAGAAAACACCGAAACGAACAUACAGGAGAACAAACAGUUUGAGAGAGGUGACACAGGAGAGCGAGAGUCAGAGAGGAACCGCAAGCGAGAGAGAGAGAGAGAGUGGCAGUGUGGAGAGAUUGCAGUUAUAUUUACAACAACAGCGGAACGCAACACCACUUGAUACGAAAAUAAACAAACAAAAUCAAUCAAUUAAUCAAUCUGCUGAGCACGCCCACACCCACAACACUGCACACAUACCGAUACACAGGCAAGAAGGCACAACAUACACAGGACACAGGACAGGACACACGAGUCAACGCCCACGCCCAUCGCAAAAAAAGGAGGGAGUGGCAGGCAGGCAGGCAGUGUAGAAGGAAGCAGCGAACUAGCAACAACCAGGACGACAACAACAAAGCAACAACAGCAGCAGCAGCAUGUUCCACUCACUUGCUUUGAUGGCCUGCGCACUUGCCGCCCUCUCCCUCGCCCAGGAGGAGGCACCGCGACCAGGAUCCGUAGCAGGAUCCGACCUUAGCCUCUCCUCCUCCUCCUCCGUCUCCUCAGCCGCCGCUGUCUCAUCUCCUCCAUCUUCCUUCGCCGGCAAGCAGUUGAACAGAUGCCGUCAAAGUUGCUAUCAGCAGCUAUCCAAGGACUGGCAUUAUUGUAAGGAUUCCGCUGAUUGCACAAAUUGCUGCCAGAAGCUGGUGUCGCCCUUCGAGCUGAAGAUCCUGAAGGCCCAGCGCCAGGAAUCAUUAGUCCUCACGGACAUCGGAUGGGAUGAGAUGAUAGCCAAUGCCUCGCGCCAGUGCCUCAUCACCUGGGAGGUGUCCGGCGGCGGCCUAAUCGGUAACCUGCUCACGGACACAGCCCGUGCCGAGCUCUCCUUGUGGCCGGACACAGUGUACAACAUCCAAGUCAAGUGCAAGCACAAGCUCACGGGUCUGAUGCGCCGUUCGAUCAAACUGAAUGUGGACACCAGCCAGUUGGUGGGCACCACCACGACGACCAUGCCAUCGAAGAGCGAGGGACAUCCAUCGGCAGAGGCACGGGAACACGGGAACUCGGAAUCGCAGUCACACACACAGCACAGUGUGCACACCAGGCCCACGGAUCGGGUGUACAUCAUUAGCGCCUUGCCCACACCCAGCGAACUGGGCGGUGUGGUCUAUCCGGCCUUUGGUGCUCUGGCCUUCUUCCUGGCCCUAUUGGUCAUGUUCCUCUUCCUGCGUCCGCAACGCAAGCGCUUCCAUCACCUGGACACGGACAGUGCGGAUACGGAUACGGCCACGUUAAUAGGCGGUGGCGGUGGCGGUGGCGGUGGCGGUGGGCGAUCCUCCUGCUCGAGGAACUCAUCCUCGAUGGAUGCCUCCACGCUGCAUGUCUAAGCCAACCGGAGAACUUGUAGUCGUAUAUAUACAUAUAUAUAGAUGUCUGACUAUGUGAUAUUCUGCACCCCAAAAAAAAAAAAA